Talaromyces amestolkiae is the source of this 2568-nucleotide messenger RNA. RefSeq lists its product as uncharacterized. Bases 1 to 2568 code for a protein of 855 amino acids. The record is from RefSeq and is a predicted model, not a curated record. The transcript has 2 exons. Lineage: Eukaryota; Fungi; Ascomycota; Eurotiomycetes; Eurotiales; Trichocomaceae.
AUGAGCGUCAUUACAGCAACUUCACAGCGAGCCCCGGUGACUUUCCGAGAUUACGACAACCAAUACUCCGUUGCAAUCCAGGACGUUCCUCCCCGACGAGGCUCCGCUGCAUCGGUUUCUUCAUAUACCAGUAACUAUAGCAGCAGCACAUACAGCAGCACACCACCCACCGUCUACUCUCCCACCUCCCCUAAACCUGCAUACCGAGUCUUUAAACAACAGACCGCCGGCGCACAGCAGCAGCCGCCUCCUACUCCAACUAUUCCUCCUUCCUUUUUGACUCUACCACGCCAACCGAAUGAGCCCGCUAUUAAAUGCUUGCCGCCGGCAGUAUAUGAAUGUAUAUUGAAACAAUUGCAAGAUUUGCACGAAGCGCCAGAGAAUUACCAGUAUGGUUGCACGACAUGUUUUCAGCGAGAUUUACAUGCCUUGGCCCUCACAAGCCGGACUUGGGAGAGGAACGUGAGGAGUAAACUAUAUAACUAUAUUCAUAUCCACGGCGCCGAUUCACCAGCUCAAUUGAAGAAAUAUCGACUCAAACGAGGCAGCAGGCUGAAACUGUUAAGACGGACAUUACGAGAACGAAAGUUGCUGGCGAAUUUGGUUCUGGAAUUGCGUAUCCCCGAAAUCGAUGUCUCGCCAACCGUCGCAAAUGGCAAGAUGAAUCCGCAGUGGGAAGACUACCGUGACCUCGUCGCCUCCGUUGUUAUGGUCUGUCCGAAUCUGGAACGUCUGAUCGGAUUCAAUAUGUCUUUUCAUCACGAAUUUGAUCGUUUAACGUACGCUUUGUCGACGCGGAAACGUCUCAGGGAGCACCAAUGGAUUCUGGGAGAGCCGCUUGAUAGUACAGUCUCGAUUGACGAUAAGAAUUCGAGGAAUACGUCGUCUUCAUCGCCGACAAAGAUGUCGAGAACCAAUGGAAAGAUGCUUGAACCCCAGCAAGCUUUUGAAUUUCUGCAUUACCAUUCGUGUUGGAGCAAUUUGGAAACUCUGAUGCUUCAUUCACUCAACAUGGGCGGUGUGCUCGAACAUGGUGUUUUCUUGAGGAUUUUUAAUCGUCUACCAGCGCUACGAAAUUUGUGUAUCUCUUCUUUCGAUGCUGACGCUUUUACGGAUCGUACUUUACAGUUUCUGCCGCCGCUUCAGUCAUUACGUUUGGAGAAUUUACGAGGAGUUACAGACGGGGGUAUAGCACAAUAUGUGUCACGACCGGAGGCUCGCACAAUCCAAUCUUUGACUUUGAUCGAGCAGAAUAUAAGUUCUCUCUUGGUCAUUUCUAAAAUUUUCGCUUCCUUACGACUGCUGGAAAAAUUCAACUUCGUUCAGUCGACGCGAUUACCUACUCUUCCCUCCGAAGCCAUGGUCUUUCAACCGAUCCUUGCAUCAGCCAGUCUUAAAAGAUUACAUUGGGACGUGAGUGGACCUGAAUCCGCAGCUGGACUCGGCAAGUUGUUGGAUCUACCCUUUGUGACUCCUCAUAAACCAUAUGAUUCACCAAAUUUCCACCUGGCACAAAGCAUCCUUUACUCGGGGUUCCCACAUUUGGCAGAGCUACGAGCUCCGUCGGAUAUUGAGCCUCCCGGAAUUCUUCAAUCGGUCUGUCGACCUGUUCCACACGGACAGGCUUUGAUUCCUUCGGAUCGAUAUAGUCUACCGCGAAGUUCUCAUGGCUCAGUCAGCACACGACCCUUGGCUUUGCCGGCUGGAAACAAUCUGACAUCAGCGCGAAUUCGAGCUCAGACCUUCAUCGACAUGGCUGCAAAGGAUAGCGAGGCCGGUAUGAAAGUGCUCGUCACUGAUCACUCCGACUCGUAUAUCCCCGAUAGCGCCAUGGAUGGAGAAUCAGACGAUGGCUCAGAUGAAGAGGACGAAGCAAACAAAGAUCUUUUCGGCGGCUCGUAUCCAGGAGUCCAAAACCCAGCUCUGUCAGAUCAGGUUGACGAAUCGAAUCCCAAUGGACCGAAGAAGAUCUAUGAAUUUCGCAUGCCGGCAAUCAUGGGAAUUGUGCGGGCUGUAACGCCUCAUGAUACAACCGGAUUAGGAUCGAUACCACGCUUCGAUAUCCAACCUGAUGUUCGUGGUAUUGACUCUGACGGAGGCUUGCUAGGAUGGAAACAUCUACUAGGCCCCGCGCAAAUGAGCAGUAGCAACACAGCACAACAACAAUCAUUCUCUUCACUAUCUCAUACAUCGUCCUUCUCAUCAUCCUCCACGAACACCAACCCAGACCAUUUGAAACGAAGCGAAAGCGACCUGAGCACAACAGACUCGAUUGUUUCACCCACAACGACAUCGGCAACAUCCCGACUCGCAAGCUGGAGCGGCUUCGGCUCUCGCUCUAAUAAUAACUCUUCCACAACGACACCAACGAUAACAUCACCAACAACGACAGCCUAUCCCCCAACUCCGAUAUCAUACUCCUUCACUCCGUCAGUAAAUAAUUCGCCAUGGGGAAGAGAUACGUGCAACGGAGCCUGGAAUUCAGGCCAUCCCAAAGAUUGGUGGAUGCAUUUUGAGCGCGAACGACAGAAUAACAUGGAUGUCAUUGACGUAAAAAGAUUCUUCUAA